GGGGGGUGUUUCCAGGCACAAAGUCCCCAUGAGUCACUGAGCUGUCCCAGCCGUGCCACAGCCAUGAACGCUAUACUUUCUGCAUGGGGAAGGUGAAGAAAACCCAUUUGAAGAACAAGAAGGCCAAAGCAAAAGCCCAGGGGAAGAAGACCGAAGCCGAUGGCGACGAGGUUUUGGAUGCGGGGGAGACCAGCCAUGAGCUGAAGAGGCGGCAUGCAGCGGAGCGCAAGGCUUUGCAGGCCAAGAUCGUGGAGCUGAAGCGGCAACGCAAGAAGCUGCCCAAGAAAAAGAACAAGGACGACAAGAAGGCCUUGACGGAAGAGAUGAAAAAACUCAAGAGUCACUUGGUCGCCACAGCGGGAAUUUUUUGGUGUUCAGGGUCUGGCGUGAGGUAUGGAGCUUGGGUAGGAGUGCGUUCAGCUUUGUGAGGCGAAAUGAAGCUGGAGCACCAGGACAUCCAGAACAUCAUCAAAACCAAGGGAUCCCAUUGCAAAAGCAUGCACAAGUCAUAUUUAUGUAAAUCGCGCCAUUCCUAGAGUACAAUGCUCCGAAUCGCCAUUUCCUCAGAAAUACCUUUCCCGCGACAUCUGCUGAACCCUCAAAGAUUCGUUGGAGAAAGUCGUCCUAAAAUCCUUGAACAUGUGCAUGCCUUUCUUGUAGAACCAACCCACCUGAUGAAUUGCUGUGGUCAGAUGAGCUACGGCAAAGACAUGAUGAUGAACUGCAGAAGGCUGGUGUCCAAGUGGAAGAGGACAGGGAUUUUGAAGAAGAUAAAUACAUAAGGAUAUCCGACAUUCUAAUAGAAUUUAGAAAUAAA
Molecule: messenger RNA, 817 nt
Organism: Durusdinium trenchii
Lineage: Eukaryota; Dinophyceae; Suessiales; Symbiodiniaceae
Source: the annotation of a GenBank genome assembly